Molecule: messenger RNA, 4940 nt
Organism: Syngnathus typhle (broad-nosed pipefish)
Lineage: Eukaryota; Metazoa; Chordata; Actinopteri; Syngnathiformes; Syngnathidae
Product: C2 calcium-dependent domain-containing protein 4C
Exons: 3
Coding region: 2319-3587 (422 amino acids)
Molecular function (GO): catalytic activity
Source: RefSeq, a predicted model, not a curated record
AUAUAUAUUUUUCCUUAGUUUGUAUAUUUAAAAAAAAAAAAGGAAUAAUUGUUUGAAAGAGUAAGGAGCUGUAAGCAGGAAGGUAAGAUUUUUUUUGUGUAAUGGUGGUAUAAUCAACCAUUAAGUGAUCAGCUCCAUCACUCACUUUUUUUGUUACGUGUAGGUCAUGUACUUGUCCAGGAUCAGAUGCUUCCUGCACGCUGCUGUGUUGACUCCCUGAUGCACUUGGGCAUCACACUGAAAGAUUGUUGAUGUGGUGUGAGGAGAUGCAGGAUGUGAGGAGUGAGUACUCUGCAGGCUGAAGCUGAUGAUGGAGACCAAAGACGAUUUCCUCACAUGACAAGGUGUGUGACCACAUCCUGCCGCUAGGGUGCAGCAUCAGAUCAUCUGAUCUUGUCUGCGUUGGAAUGACAGGUGUGUUGUGCAAUCGCCUCCAUUGGCAGGUACGGUUCAUGCUGUUUUUUCCCUGUAUAUACUUAGCUGAUAAUGCGCACAUUUUAUUUUUAAUUUUUACCUAAAUGUUUCGACAAUGUUAAAACUUUAGGACACACUAUCUGUUGAAACCCUGCCGGAUUAUAAACCUUGUAAUCAUUUAAUAUAGCAGCGCCCGCGGUCCAUUCAACUGUAUCUUGAACAACUGAUUGUUUUCAAACUUGCAUAUGGGUACAAAAGUUUGUAAUUACCUACAAAUGCCACAAGAUGACGGAAAGAAACUUUAAUACACAAGACUAUGUAGGCCUGACACAAUGAAGCUUCUCCCUUGACUUCAAAAUAGUUGCGUGGCCACAAGAUGGCGCCAAAGCAAGAGUUUUAUAUUAGACAUGGCAUUUGAGCACAUAACUAGCCAAUAUUGUUUUUUGUUUAAGUGGACAGGUUCACUGUACUACUUGAUGGAAAUCUGUCAAGGGAUAUAGAAAGGAAGUGGCUGAGACUAGAUGAAAGUAAAAGGCUGUAUGGAAAGUACACGCAGUCGGAGGUAAAGUGUUUUCCCGUGAAAUGAUUGACAUGUCGCGGUAUCCAUUUUUAGCCUAGGUACGUCAUAUGGCCGCUCUUGUUCAUCUCCGCCUCAACCCGGCUUACACCUAGCCUGCUGCUUGGGCUCAUGUUGCCGUGGCGACGUCUACAUACCAGACAUUUAUGUCCGACCUUCUUUUCUGUCUACUGUUGCUGUCCUUUGACCCAGAUGACCCGGUUUGAGGCGCUCCUUAUAUAGAAUCACACUGUAUAAGUGACACUUUUCUGUUCCGUAACCCAUUUUACGCAUUAAUGAAUAAAAGCUUGAACAAGUUUGGACAUUAGUACAGUAAAGGAACUGAUGUGUCAUUGGAGCAGGUGAUGCAGCAUGUGGCUCGCUGGUGGAGCCCCGAGACCUUUGCACAAGUGUGGUCACUGCUUGUACAAUGAAGUGGCCUUUUGUAAUUCCACAGGUGAGGCCGUACAAAACAUUCCCUGCCAGUGCGGCGUCCAUGUCAGGAGGUUUUUAAACCAGCGCACAUCUAAGUGUUGCCAUAGCAAAGUCUCCAGGGAAACAGCACUUUAAAUGCAGGGAUGGACAUGCCAAAUAAGAGAAGCUGGAGAGUGGAGGACGGGGAGGAGAAAUAGAAGGGGGGGGAGAAAAGUUGCUCAAAUUGAAAGACAGCAGGUGCAUCUACGCUUAUUCCAAUGAUACGCUCACAAAACGCUUUAUGAUCUCCUAUGAGAGCAGAUGUUGUGAAAUAUUUAUUUCGCAACGUGUUUGUUUAUUAUUCUGCUUGGAGUUUACGCUGACAUACAUAUAUAGUAGUAAGGAAUGCUUAUUGACUGACAGCCACAAUGUGAUACCUGAUUUUCCCAUUUUUUUAACAAUUUUCUUUACAUUUUUUUUCUUUGCUACUCACAUAUAUUCAGUGUGUGUGUGUAUUAUGUAAUCCCAAAUGAUGUCCCCGCAAGAUUAGAAAAUAUAUAUUUGGUUAUUUACAAGUUGAUUUAAAUCCAAAAAUGUGCGUCGUAAUUGUCCUCAUCAAAGCUGUCAUUGUGUUGUGUGCGGGAAGGAAAUACUUGACAUGCUCUAAGAAUAGGUAUUGUUGCGUGUGUCACACAAAUAGACAUGGCUCAAGCUGAUUGGUCACCCCGACUGUGGUGUUGCAUAUAUAAAGCUCGCACCCGGAGCUCCGCGCCGCACCGUGCUAAGCGCUCAUUCUCAUCACACCUGUGGCUGGCUGCAAGAAGCAAGAGGAGCCCAGAUCAUCUGUCGUUUUCCCCCCAUAACAUUCUGCAGCUCCAGCUCAUUGCACUGCCGCUCACGCCCACGCGGCCCGCCGUCCGGGAGGUGGGGCACCAUGUGGGUUUUGGAUAAGAUCCGCGGCUCGGUGGAAACCGGCGUGCUGCGGCACGGGGAGAACGAUGACAAUAAAGGCGCGGCGACGCCCUACUCUAACGUCCUCACGCCAGACAAGAUCCCGGACUUCUUCAUCCCGCCCAAGUUAGUCAGCUGUCCUCCCGAACCCGAGACAGUGAAGCCCAAGGAGGCCUUGCAGCCUUCCACGUCGGAGCAAACCAUUAGCGGCGGGAGGAAGAUCAGCGGCUCCAAAAGUCCCCGUCUGGUGGUCAAAAUGGUGGGAGACACAAAGAACCUCCUAAAGGCGGCCAACCGCCACAUCAUUCAGAUCGAGAGCGCCGACGACGUCAUCGCCGGGGACACCAACGCUGACCCCCAGUCACAGACCGCCAUGUCUCUCCCCUACGUGCCCAAGACCCAAACCUCUUACGGCUUCACCACCUUGAAGGAGAGCCCCCACACUCGUCGCAAGGAAUCGCUCUUCCACUGUGACAUCACCAGCCCCAUGACUUCCCCCAACAGCCAGAGGAAGACCCCGGGCAAAGGCGACGGAGCCGGGGGCGGAGCCGGCAACCACCUGAACCCGGCCGACUUCAACUCCUCCCACAUGAACCCGUACCGCUACUUCAGCGGCGGCGAGAGCGACACCUGCUCCUCGGCAGAGUCGUCACCCUUCAGCUCGCCGCUACUAUCUCGUUCGGCCUCGCUGCUCAAGAUCUUCUCGCACGAGACGCAGGCCAAGGUGGCGAAAGCCAAGCGCUCCUUCGCUCGCCACAGCUCCCUCUCCACCGACGACUGCAGCUCGGCCGAGCCCAGCCCCUGCGUCCAGCGCCGGCUGCACAUCCCGUCCUUCCACUACGGAGGCGCGCCGGCUCCGGAGCACGGCUCGCAGCGCGAGCACACGGUCAACCUCCACAAGAGCGGCAGCGUUCGCAUCAGCGCCCAUUACGACGCCGGCACCUCCCGCCUGCGCGUCCGCGUACUGGCGGCGGAGAAUCUCUACGACAAACACUUUGACAUCAAGAGCAUCAACUGCUGCGUGUCCGUUUACCUGAAACCCGGCAAGAUGCAGAAGCAACGCAGCAACAUCAUCAAGAACAGUCGCAACCCUGUCUUCAACGAGGACUUCUUCUUCGACGGCGUGGGGCCGCUGCAGGUCAAGAACCUGUCGCUCAAGCUCAAGGUGGUCAACAAAGGCACCAGCCUCAAAAGGAACACUCUGCUGGGUGAGCGGGAGGUCCUGCUGAGCAAGCUGCUCUCGGGGGUCUAGGCUCCAAAAAGCAACCAGAAUCCACUCAUGGACCUUUAUGAGUUCUUUGCACUGCUCCACAACUUUCGUGUUUCCACUGGGUCGUACGCUUCAACCCCCCCCCCCCCGGUAGCCAAUGUGUCCCCUCAAGCCAAACAAAUGAGGUUGCCAGGUAUGGACUUCCCCCAAACCUUCCCCCCGCCCCUCACAGCGCACAUCACUAUGUGUGUCUCAUGCCCUGAUUUUGAUUGUGUCACGCCUCGGCCACAAGCUGUGUGUGUCUGUGCACAAAGACGCUUUUGUGAGGGCCCCCCCCUUGUCCACCUUCCUCUGCUUUGAUGCAGCUCCACGUCCUGAUGUGCAAAUGAUGCUUUGAUCCGGGCGGAGGGGAACAAACAAGCAAAAAUAAAUAAAAUAGAACGACAAUGCAAGUGUAGCGUUUUGCAUGGCAUGAACGCUUGCUUAAAAAUAUUGCGCCAAACCUUAAAGCCUUACAAUUCUUUACCGCACUACAUUAGGUACACCUUUAGCAAAACAAAGCUACAAUUUUUUUUUUACCCUCCCUCCUAUGGACUGAUUGACUUUUUCUGUAUGAAAAGCUUAAAAAAAAUUUUUUCCAACCUUCCCCAUAGACGAGGCUAGGACAAUUUAGGGGAGAUUGUUGUCACUCGCAGCCAGUACUUACCAGCAAUUCCUGCAGAUCAUUUGGUGAUGCUUUUGGCUUAUUAUUAUAUACUUAUUUAAAAACAGAGUAAAAGUCUGAUCAUGCCUCACAAUAACAUGUAAAAUCCUGAAGAGAGAUUCAAAUCAGGUUAGCAGAUGUGCUAAGCGUCACUAAAACAAGUUCAUUCUUGGUUGCUACUGUACCUAAUGUUUUGGCCACUGUGUGCCUGUAUGUGUGUGUGACUGAGAUGAGCAUGACGUUCAGUCAAGAGUUGUUCAUUCUCUAUGUGUAAUGAACGCAUGUUGUUUAAAAAAAACAAGUAUGUUCUGUUUUUCCUCCGCUUGUGCUAGUGACGCACCGGCAUGUUGACAGCCAGCGUUACAUCUUGGCCUCACUCGCAUGCAACUAAAUCCGUAAGUGUUUUGGAGCAAAAACAGAAAAAAAGGAGCUCACGCAAAAGCUUCUAUAGAAAUCUGUACAGCUGAUGUGACUCAGUCUUGCAUACAAAUAAUUCAAAGUCACAAGGUCAACCAGACAGAAUUCUAAUCUGGUCGUUUGCAGUAGCGGAGGUGUGUACGCCAAUGUAGGGUGUGCGCUACUCCUGUGAUUUAUUAUUAUUAUUUUUUUUAAGUGGGCCUCUGUUUGACAAGUGAUUGGUGUAACUGUUGUAGCAGAAAAAGUAAGCAAUUUAAUGAAUUAAAAUAAAAACA